This is a messenger RNA of Ostreobium quekettii, 546 nucleotides long. NCBI's taxonomy places the organism in Eukaryota, Viridiplantae, Chlorophyta, Ulvophyceae, Bryopsidales, Ostreobiaceae. The record is from the annotation of a GenBank genome assembly.
AUGGCUGUCCUCUAUGGCAAAGAGGAGCAUGUCAACAAGGACAUGCGGGAGAUAGGGGGCCAGGCUGUGUGGUCAGUGACCAGCGCAAAGCCAGGCAAUGGAGUGGAGUUGCUGAGGGAUGGGAAGAGUGACACAUACUGGCAAUCUGACGGCACUCAGCCACAUCUGGUCAACAUGCAGUUUCAAAAGAAGAUGCUGGUGCAGGAGCUGCAUCUGUAUCUGGAUUUCAAACUUGACGAGAGCUACACCCCAAACAAGAUUGCCAUACGGGCUGGCAAUAGCUACUACGAUUUGAAGGAAAUCAUGCAAAUUGAUCUGGAAGAACCCCAGGGCUGGGUGAACAUCCCCCUGUCGAUGGAGGAGACUGGAGACUGCCUCAAGGCCUUGCUGUUGCAGAUUGCCGUCCUGUCCAACCACCAGAACGGGCGGGACACACACAUAAGGCAGAUCAAGGUGUAUGGCCCCAGGGUGGACCCCAUCAAGGCCCUAGGCUUCCCGAUCAACUUCACCUCCAAAGAAAUAAUGAGCGUCGCGUAUGUACGGUGA